AUGACAUCUAAACUAGAUCACCCUCCAACCUAUGAAGACGCUCUACAACAGCCCAAAUACGGAAACCAAGCCGACCAACAGCAACAUGGCUCAGCUUAUCCACCGCCUCCAUCGUACAGUCCCGGUCCUGGCAUGUACCCUGGCCCCCCCGGCUACUGGGGCCAGUCCGGCAUGUGGGCAAGCCCUGGCUGUGGGAUGCCCAGCACAAUACCCACUCUGUCCGCCGGUGUGCCCGCACCAAACCCUGGAGACAUGGAGGCUUUUCUGAACACGCAGUGGGAGAGUACGUCUGUUCGCCAUGGUUUCAUCAGAAAGGUUUAUUUAAUCUUAGCAGCUCAGCUCACCGUCACCUUUUCCGUUGUUGCAGUCUUUACGUUUGUUGAUCCAGUCAAGACGUUUGUUAUCAGAUAUCCUGGCAUCUACUGGGCAUCUCUUGUGGUUUAUUUUGUGGUUUACUGCAUUCUUAUUUGCUGCAAAGAGCCAAGGAGGCGUUUUCCAUGGAAUCUUGUCCUGCUUGGAGUAUUUACUGUUGCCCUGUCGUACAUGUCGGGAACAAUUUCAAGUUAUUAUGAAACCAAAGCUGUCUUUCUUGCCAUGGGAAUAACAGCGUUAGUUUGUAUCACUGUCACAGUCUUCUGCUUCCAAACCAAGGUUGACUUCACUUCCUGCGGGGGAUUUCUCAGCAUUGCUGCCAUUUUGCUCAUGAUUAUUGGGAUUGUGACAGCCGUCGUGCUCUCCUUCCAAUACGUGCCUUGGCUCCAUAUGCUCUAUGCCGCCAUUGGAGCCGUUGUUUACACCCUGUUUUUAGUAUACAACACCCAGCUUCUCAUUGGGAACCGGGAGUUGGCGAUAAGCCCGGAAGAGUACGUCUAUGGAGCCCUGUCUCUCUACAUUGACAUCGUUCACAUUUUCCUCUUCAUACUCCAAAUAAGUGGCGCCGCUACCGAAUAAGCUUCCGGCAAAAGAGAGAGAGAGAGAGAGAGAGAGAGAGAGAGAGAGAGAGAGAGAGAGAGAGAGAGAGAGAGAGAGAGAGAGAGAGAGAGAGAGAGAGAUUGGGCUGACAUUAUUUUCAGUGUUUAUUGUAAAGUAUGUUCUAUUGCCACACUUAAAUGGGAUGUGAUUCUUGCUGAAAAUACAUAUUUUGCUGUCAACACUUACGCACUUUGGGUUGUUGCUGUGCUCCAUAUGAAGAGGCAUGGCAGGCAAUUGUUUGAGCAGCACUUUAAAUCCCUCAUUUAAUUGGUUCCUGACUCAACCGUGAUAAAUUAAUUCCCACAAAGUCCUUGAAUUAAUCCUUUUAUUAAUAGAUUAUUUUUGUUGUUAGGAUAGAAAACCUGUUCACCACCUUCUAAAUAUAGUUUUUAACCUUAUUUAGAGGCCUCUAGACAUGAAAUAGAACCCCUAUAGUCACCUGUACACUUAUAUUACCCAAUAUAGUAGACAAAUAAGAGAAAAUACGCCAUUUAAGACAAGACUUAUGCUUGUGUGUGUUGCUGUAAAUGUGCUCCGGUGGCACAGACAGGAAGUGACAUUGAGGGUUCAGUGUUCAGUUUUAUCGGGGUGUGGAAUAUGGCCCAUGUUAGUGAUUAUUUUGCCUGUUGUGAGAUAAUUCUAAACUGCAAUAAAAGCCUGUU
Doryrhamphus excisus (bluestripe pipefish) is the source of this 1634-nucleotide messenger RNA. Its product is annotated as protein lifeguard 2. Gene Ontology annotation, cellular component: endoplasmic reticulum; Golgi apparatus; membrane. Gene Ontology annotation, biological process: negative regulation of apoptotic signaling pathway. Lineage: Eukaryota; Metazoa; Chordata; Actinopteri; Syngnathiformes; Syngnathidae. The record is from RefSeq and is a predicted model, not a curated record.